Messenger RNA from Uloborus diversus, 5111 nucleotides. RefSeq names its product transcriptional regulator ATRX homolog. Gene Ontology annotation, cellular component: nucleus. Gene Ontology annotation, molecular function: ATP binding; ATP hydrolysis activity; ATP-dependent chromatin remodeler activity. Lineage: Eukaryota; Metazoa; Arthropoda; Arachnida; Araneae; Uloboridae. The record is from RefSeq and is a predicted model, not a curated record. Bases 297 to 5111 code for a protein of 1604 amino acids. The transcript is spliced from 26 exons.
AGAUACUGAUCCUGAUCCUUUGGUUGAGUUCCAGUUGAACAACUUUCUGCAUAAAUCUCAAAUUUCAGAUUUCGACAUUCGAAAUCACUUGGUUAGAUGCUCUGCCUGUGGCAAACAGAUAAACCAUCAUGAAGUGGCCAAUUUUAGAAGACAUCGGCGCUUGGGAGUCAUCACAUGUUGUGAAUGCCAUGAGUUUUAUGGAAGUAGUGAAUUUUCUCAGGAUGAGUCUGGAGUCUAUAACUACUGCAGGUGGUGUGGACAAGGAGGCAAGCUGAUUGUUUGUGAUUUCUGCCCGAAUGGCUUUUGCAGCACAAUGCAUUCGGCGUAACUUUGGACGUGCCGAGGUUUCUAUUACAGAACAGGAAGGAUGGAAAUGUUACUGCUGUGACCCUGAACGCCUCAAGCCCAAGCAAAGAUAUUUCCGACUCCUCAAGCAAUUUGGGAAACGUACAAAGAGCAAGAAGGAGAAGAAAGUGUCUUCUAUUUUACCCAGUAAUGUUAAAGAUACAGAGUCUCCAGCUUGGAUGCAGCAUGCCUUUCAGCAAAUUGACACAACCUGUAUCUCCCUCCAAAAGAAGAUGAGCAAGCUAAAAGAAAUAGAAUCCACUAGGUCAAAGAGCUUGUACCAUGUUCUGAAAAAAAUGGACGAUAUAAUGAGCCAGCAUAAGAAAGAAUUGAAAUCUGUAAUGAAGGCAGUGACAGACCACUACUCCAAGUACCUAUCAAAACAGAAACAGAAAGCAGAAGGUACACAAAAUGGUUUUGACUCUUCCUCAGAUGUUGUUGAGAUCCCCAUUUCUAGGGGAGGCUCAGAAAAGGUCAAGAAAUCUGUUUCAGAAAAGAAGGAUCUCAAAACAGAACUCUCCUGCAGUUUGGAGGAAGUUAACCAAAAUGAACAUGAUGUGAGUGUUACAAUUGAUGACCCGGUGGUAAUUGAUGAUAAAGUAUCUGAUGACACUACGGUAUCUAAUAUCUUGACUAGUACUAUAGAAAAGGUCACCAGAAUGAUAGACAGUAAUAAUGAGCAGGCUAAAAGGAUGAUUUUCGAAAGCUCUUCUUCUGAGAAUGAGUCAGAACCAGUGAAAUCAGUGGGUGCAGCCCGCCCUGGACCAGCCAGUCGUCGGCGUCUGCAUUUCUCCCCUUCAGAAAAAAGCAUUUUUUCACCUGACAUUUCUGAUUCUGAGGGGGAGGGUGUAGUGUUCGGUCAACCGAAAUCCUCCAAAAACUCUGGUAAAAAUCUUUUUAAAAGCCGUGUGGUUCAGGAAUUGGACUAUGAUGAUCCAAAAUUAAUGAUGAAAACACAAGUGGUUUUGGAACGUUAUGAGGAGCUCGGUUCUUUUGCUUUGGACCACUCGGUUGUUCAAACAACUGGUUCUAAAGCAGAGUCUCUCGUAAAAUCAGAAGAAGAAAGAAAUUUGGAACGACUGGAGCGAGUGAUUGCUAACCUGGAGAAGUUUCCUGAAAUAAAGAAGAAGGAGAAGAAAGAUGACAUGCCAGGUGGAGCAGCAAAAAUCUCUAAGUGUAAACCAAAAGUGACAAAGAAAGAAAGUAAAGGAGAUUCUUCUAGCUCCAUCUGUUUGUCCUCUGAUGAAGCUGAGCUUGAGAAUCCUGAAAAAAAAAUUGUAAAUUCAAAGCCUGUGAAUCCCAAUUCUUUGGCACGUAGUGAGUUGAUGGAAUCUGAUGUCAGCAGUACUAGUUCUGAAUUGGAUGUUGAAACAGUGUCUAAAAAGAAGAAGGCGAAGAAAGAAAAUAAAUCGAAUUCAUCAAGUGAUGAUUUCAAACCUAGCAAGAAGAAAAAAAAGAAGUAUGACAAGCUAUUGUCAGCUCGUAUAAAAAUAUUGGAUGAUAGCGACGAAGCAAGAGAGAAGAUGAGUCGAGGGAAAAAAUCUGUCAAAAGGAAAGCUAUUCAAUCAGACAGUGAUGGUGAGACAGAGUCAAAGAAAAAAACACAUUCAAGCUCAGACCACACUACCACGACAGACUCUGAAGAAGAUCGUGAUAAGCGCAAACGAAAGAAAAAACUGAAGAGAAUUAAAAAAAUGGACUCCUCAUCUGGCAAUGAGGGAAGUGCUGGUGAAGGAAAGGAGGACACCCCUGGCAAAGGCCGUAAAAACAUCAAAAAGAUCAUUUCACAGAAAAAACUUACAGAAGAGACCCAGGAAGCCCAGCUGGCAGAGAAGGAGAGAAAGAAACGAAUAGCAGAAAAGCAGAAAUUGUACAAUAAAAUAGAGGACUUAGCAGAGGAUGGUAAAGAGAUCAUCACUCGUAAGCUGGUCUUGGAAGUGGAUCCUGUCUCAAAAGAAGAACUAGUGGAGAUCAGCCCAGAUCUCAUUGACAAAUUGAAGGUGCACCAAGUUAAUGGAGUAAAAUUCAUGUGGGAGAGUACUAUUGAAUCUCUAAAGGACCUGGAGGAAGGCAAGCCUGGAUCUGGAUGCAUCUUGGCUCACUGUAUGGGCUUAGGGAAGACCCUGCAAGUAAUAACUUUCCUACAUACCUGUAUGACCAACGACCGUGUCAGCAAAAAGAUCAAAACAGCCAUGGUGGUAUGUCCAUACAAUACCAUCCUGAACUGGGCCAACGAGUUUGAAAUGUGGCUGGAAAACACAGAGGGAAACAUUCAGGUGCAUCAGUUUGCUGCUGCAAAAGACAACUGGACAAGAUUGGACAUCUUAAAAUGGUGGAAGCGUGAAGGAGGUGUCCUUAUCAUCAGCUAUGACAUAAUGAGGCGACUUGUGGCUGGUCCUGUUACCAAGAAGGGCAAGUCCAAACAAAAGAAUCAAAAACAGUUUCACCAACUUCUCAUUGACCCUGGACCUGAUAUUGUGGUGUGUGAUGAAGGUCACAUCCUGAAGAAUGUAUCAUCUGCCAUAUCGAGGGCCAUGGCUCCAAUGAAAACCCAAAGGCGUAUUGUCUUGACAGGCACACCUCUGCAGAAUAACUUGCAAGAAUACCAUUGUAUGUUGUCCUUUGUUAAGCCUCACCUCCUGGGAACGGCUAAAGAAUUCCGGAACCGCUUUGUGCACCCCAUCCAAAAUGGCCAGUAUGAAAACUCCACUCAAUAUGAUGUAAAACUCAUGAAGAAGCGCACACAUAUUUUGCACAAACUCCUGGAUGGUUGUGUCCAGAGGUGUGAUUAUUCCUCAUUGACCAAGUUCCUCCCCCCAAAACAUGAAUUUGUUAUCAGUGUUAAGUUGUCAGAGGUACAGAUCAAGAUGUAUCGUCAUUACUUGGACCAUGUCUCAAAUGUGUCAAAUUCAAAUACCAAGGGUGCAACACUCUUCCAGGACCUGUCUUAUCUGCGAUGCAUAUGGACGCAUCCUCACAUCUGUCGUAGUAAUUUCCAACGAGCUGAGCACCGCCGAAUGUUGAAUGACUGGAAAGAUGAGGCUGAAGAAGAAGAUGAAUCUUUCAUCAAUGACAGUUCUGAAGAGGAAGUAAAGAGCACCUCCGAAUCAGGGUCUGAUGAAAAAGAGUCUAGUGGUGAUGAAGUUGUUAAAAAAUACAAGACAAGGAGUCGACGAGACAAAGAUGACGAAAUCGGUGAAGCUCCAGAGGAAGAAGUGGAGGAAGCAAAACAGUGGUUUGAUUCCUAUAUUACUCCUGAAGAUCGCUUCAAACUGAAUUUGAGUGGCAAAAUGAUCCUGCUCAUAGAGAUUCUAAAAGAGUGUGAAGUCAUUGGAGACAAAGUAAUUGUGUUUUCGACAUCUUUGCUAACGCUGGAUAUGAUUGAAGACAUCCUCAGUGGCGAUGAUGCAGCCGAAGAAAUGGACCAGGAGAACCUCUCAGGCUCUUGGAUCAAAGGGAGGGACUAUUUUCGUAUGGAUGGAUCCACCUCGGCAGACUUUCGAAAAUCAUACAUUGAUAUGUUCAACAAUCCAGAAAAUGAAAGGGCUCGUUUAUUCCUAAUCUCCACAAAGGCUGGAGGUUUAGGCACCAACCUGGUGGGUGCUAACCGUGUGAUCCUCCUGGAUGCAUCUUGGAACCCUUCAGACGACAUGCAAGCAAUCUUUCGUGUGUUCAGAUUUGGUCAGAAGAAGCCUGUCUAUAUUUACAGGUUGCUGGCACAGGGAACCAUGGAAGAGAAAAUUUAUGAUCGUCAGAUCACGAAACUUUCAUUGUCUUUUCGAGUGGUGGAUGAGCAGCAGAUUGAUCGUCAUUUCAGCGCCGCAGACCUGGCUGAGCUUUACAGUUUUAAUCCAGAGAUGACCUCUAACAGGCCCACACCCUUGGUACCCAAGGAUCGUCUUUUGGCGGAGUUACUGAUUAAGAAGAAAGAGUGGAUUGUGACUUAUCAUGAGCACGAUUCUCUGCUCCAGAAUGAGACUGAAGAGGAUCUCACUGAAGAGGAAAGGCAAGCUGCAUGGAAUGAAUAUGAGAAUGAGCGUGAGGGCAAAAUGGCUGACGAGGACAACUUCCUGUCAUCAUUGAACUGCAAGGAGCCCAAUGCAGAAGAGGCGGACUAUGUUGGGAACCUUUUGCCAAAUGUGCAGACCAUCUUCCAGGCCAUCAGUCAGCGUAUUAUACAACAGCAUUCAGCCCCCCUCGCAAAGCACACCCUUUUGAUGCUGGUGAUGCAAUCAUUGGAGGGAGUUAGGUCUGAACUGCAAACCAGGCAGGUCAGGUAUCUCAGGAUGAAGCAAGAAUUCUUUGCCAAGGGCUCUGUUCCCAAUUUUAUCAACAAGUAUUUGGAUGAGCUGACAAGCCUCAUGAAGAACUUGGGAACGUUUGUCUUAACGAUACGGCAGCAAAUCCAACAAGCUCAGAAGCCACCUCCUGUCCACAAUCCAAACCCUACUGCUCCUAAUGUGAGACAUUACAUGAAUUCGCAACAAGAACAUAUCCGAAUGGUAAAUCUGCAACGCCUACAGGCACAGUUAAGGGGCCAGAUGCGAGGUACCACAGCUCAUGGGCAGCCGAUGUACUUCGACCCCCGUUCUUUCCCCAUGUACAUGCGAAUGCGGAUGCCCCAAGUGAAUAUCCGGCCCCGCCCACCUGCACCCCAGUCCACCUCUGCAGAGCCUAUAGUGACAGAAGAGGAAGAAGUCAGAUCCGAAAAAGAUACACCUGCACCCACCAACCAAUCAAGUGUGACUAUUGAAGAAAUCACAUAG